GAAGCUCGUCAUGUAAAGGAAACCAACACUAGUGGUGUAGCUGACAUAUCCUAAAACAAGCAACAAGCACAAGUGCCUUCCCCCAUGAAACCAUAGUGCAACGCCCGAACAAAUCCUAAAACGAAGAAAUCUUAGAAACCGCGCGAAGAUGCUGCUCAACGAUCGCGAUCGACGCCGAAGUGGUGGCGGUGACGGUGUGCUGUUUGUCAAUCAAAUGGCCAUCAACGGCACAGACGGCAGGUUGAUCCAGGAUGAUGUCAGCAGCGGCGGCGGUGUUGCGCAGAUAUCGAAAGAAAGUGUAGUUAUGCGCAACAAGGUGAUCGAUCUGGACAAGAAUAGGAUAAAGUGCACUGGCGGCAGUAAGCUCUGGUCAAGGCCGUUGAGUUUCUCGGGGUUUUUCAAGAAGUCGCUGAGCCAGGGCUCGAUUCAGCUGGGACGGAGUCGAGGUGUUCGACAUAGCACGAAUUAUGCUGUCAAUCAUGUUGCGGCUGGUGGGGUUGUUGGGGAAGUGGAUGAGGUGGACGGAGGAGGUCGUGGGACGCGGUUGGAUCUGAACAUGAUACGGAAGCUGGAGGAGGAGAUCUACAAGAGGGGUCGGGAGUUGAAACGGGAUGAGUGUAACGCGGAAGCGAAAGAUUUCCAUGAUUUCUAUUUUGGUCAGAAGAAGACGUUCUCCAGUGACACCUCGGCGUACAAGGGAGACGGGAAGGCGUUACUGCUGGUUGACUCGCAAGCGUUGGAACCGAUGCUGCUGAAGAGGCCACUUAGCACGGACGAUGCCCUGCUGCAGUCGCCAGCCGAGCACGUGGACGCAUCCAACAAAUCGAUCAUCAUAGUCGACAACUCCGAGUUCUAUCCAGUGCUAAUGAGGUACGAUAUUAAUAGCGAACUGGUGAAUCGCCAAUUCCGGGAGCAGCAGCAGGCCUCAAAGCGUAACGAGGAAAAGCUAAAAAUAACCACCCAAAACGGGACGGCGACAGUGACAAACGCAUCAUUAGGCGGCAAGAUCCCACCAAAGGGGCUGUCAGCGUCCAAUUUAAAGACUGCCGCCAAGAAAGACUCGCGAGACGAAUCGGUCACGUGUUGUGAAACCAACCCUAGUAUAAACAAUACCAACGGCAGCCAGCCGGCGAAGAAACUAGUCGUUAGUCACUCAGGCCCGGGACGGCCGCUACCUCCCGCGGGGUCUGGGAGUGGCGACCGCGCUGUUGCCAAAAAGGUUCGCUCCUCAAACCUCUUCCAGCGGUUUCUGCUGCAGCGCCGAAGUCUCAACCUAUCCGUCAGACGUCGCCGACGUCACGAGUGUCAGUUCCGACCGCCCCCAGGGUAUCCACCCCCAACAGAGGAACCUUACCCCGACCACAAACCCAACCACAAGCUCAAAUUUGAAUAUCUCAAAAAGCUGCAACGAUACGAUCCCGAAGUUCAACCCACCCCAAAAUUCCGUCCGCAAAUCCCCCUCCGAACUGCCAGCGAACCCGACCUCUGCUCGCGCGCCCACUGGAAGAGCGAACACUUCCUGCAGCACCUCCAGAACAACGCACCCAGCUGGAGCACCGGCGACCUGGACUCCCUCGCCCACCUGAUGUCAUCGAGCAAAACGUCUGAAAACAUCUUCGACAGCGCCAGCGACAACCUGUCCCGCCUGUCCGCGAUCGUAAUCUCGUCCUCCUCCUCCUCCGACGCGCCAUCUACCGUCGGAUCGCUUACGUCAUCCUCCUCACUGUCGUCAUCCGGUGGCGGAGCCCGAUCUCGCAUGCAAUCGAUGCUGCUCAACCACUACAACUUGCUGCAAAGUCGGGAGAAGUCCGGCAAUCGGGGCGGCUUUCCCGUGGUCAACAAACCGCCCAACCAUCCAACGCAACCCGCGAGCGGGAACUUUCUCCGCAAGAAAUCUUCCUCGUUUAGGGGAGUGCUGAAACGGCCCACCACCACCAACCAGCCGGACGUGGUCAACACCUGGAUCUACCGGAAAAGCUACGAUGGUUCCGGCAACGGUCUAGGUGAGCCCCCGUACCGGGGGCACCACGGCAGCCCGCACUCGUCCCCGUCUCGGUACUCGUACAGCCAGAGCGCCAAGACCAGCAUCCAGCAUUGGCGCACGUCCAGCGCCGGGGCGUCCGACUUUAAGCGCAACUCGCGGCUCCGCAGCUCGACCAGUGCCGUGCCCGGUGGGGGAGCCGGCGGCAGGGUAGGAGGAGGAGCAGGAGGUGGGAGCGCAAGCGGAUCGGGAAGCAACAGCAGCACCAGCAGCAGCAGCGCCGGAUCCAACAUGGUCGACCUGAACAUCCCCCGGGGGCACUCGCCCCACUUUAGCCCGUCGCGGCAGACGACACAAACCGGCGACACGCAGACGCUGCACGUGUACCUGCCAAACCACGGCUUCCGCAUGAUCCGGUUCGACGAGGCUUCGGACGUACGGCAGAUCAUCAACCUGAUCGUCAACUCAAUGUCUCCGGGCCACAAGACGAACCCGCAGAGUUACGCCCUCCGACUGAGGCACAUGCUCACCAAGGAGGUGCUGUGGAUGCCACCGGACACUUCGAUGUGCCAGGUGAUGGCGCACAUCUUCAACCCGAGCUGCAGCAACGCGGACUGCCCGAACGUGGACAAGAGUACGAUUGCGAAGCGGAUGCAGCAGAAGACGAGUGGAGUGGUGGGCCAUGCGAACAGCGUGUGGAAGGCGGAACUGAGGGUGCGAUACAUACCAAAAAGCUUGAAGGAGUUGUACGAGAAGGAUCGGACAAGUUGUCACUUUUACUUCGAUCAGGUCAAGCAGGACUACAUCCAGUCGAACGUGCCGAACAUUGAUCAGGACAUUGCGGUUCAGCUGUGCUGUUUGGGCAUUCGGCAUUACUACAAGGACGCGAACCACUCGUCGAACGACCGGAAGCAGCACCUGGAGUACAUCGAGAAGGAGAUGGGCUUCAGCAACUUUAUACCGAAAUCUGUGAUAGAUACGAUUAAGCAGAAGAAUCUGAAGAAGCUGAUCCAGGCGGCGUACAAGAAGGUGUACAGCUACACGGAGAUGGAGUACAUGCUCAAGUUCUUUGAUUUGCUGAGGACGCAGUACACGUUCGAUCAGGAGCAGUUCAACGUGCAGCUGAGCAGUGGCUGGAACAUUCGGGUUGAUCUGAUCAUUGGCCCGCACGUGGGCAUUUCGUACUCGGCGAAUCCGCAAGCUCCGCCAACGAAGGUGACCGACUUUGAUAGUAUCGAGCGGAUAACGACCAGCGUGGUUUCGUCGUCGCUGACCAAGAGCGAUCACCAGGGUCGACCGCUUCACCAACACAGCAAGAAUUCCAAAGACCAACCCGAUCUCACCAGUUCCUGCGGCAGUGGAGACAAGAAGGGUGGCGACAAAAAGGGCGUCACGUGCUCGUGCAGCGAGAUCAAGACUCAGCUGAGGAUCAAGGUCAGCGGCAACAGCGAGGACCUGACGAUCACCUGUGAUGGUAUUAAGACUUCCGAGAGUAUAGCCGAUCUAGUCGAUGGUUACUGUAGAUUAUUUAACAAUACUGAUAUUAGCUUAUGGGAUCGCACCUUCAUACCAAAAACCACGCCCAGCAACAGCGCCACCAACUCGCUGGAGAAGAGCAGCCACCACUUCAAGAAAAUGAGCGACUCGCAGUCCUCGGAGAAACACGACUCGAGGCGAUCGAGCAGCGACAAGCUGAACAACUCCGUACUAAACGACCUGGAGGCGAGCUCCAGCUCGAACGCCAAGCCAACGCUCAACGAAGACUACGCCGAACUGGGCAUGUGCGGCGAUGACGAGGGCGACUACUCGACCCCAGCCGCCCGCAACUACGAGCUCGAUCGCAACCAAAUCACGCUCAACGAGAUCAUCGGCGUGGGUCAGUUCGGCGAUGUCCACAUCGGCACUUGCCGCCUCUCGAGCAAAUCCAACCUCGUCAGCAAGCUGAACCAGUCGCUGACGAGCGAGUUCGACGAUCUGUCCCUGUCUGGAAACGGCGAAAACAACAACAGCGAACAGCAAAAGGGUGGCGUCGUCCAGGUUGCGGUCAAGACGUGCAAAGCGGACGCCGACCUGGCCACGUCGGAAAAGUUCCUCGAAGAAGCAUAUAUUAUGCAAAAGUUCGAGCAUCCCCACAUCAUCAAACUGAUCGGCAUCUGCAGCGGCUCGCCGAUCUGGAUUGUGAUGGAGCUGGCCCGGCUAGGCGAACUGCGCGCCUACCUCAAGAAGAACGGACCUAAGUUGAAGCUGGGAACGUUGCUGCUGUACUCGUACCAGCUGUCGACGGCACUCAGCUAUCUGGAGUCGAAGAAGUUCGUCCACCGGGAUAUCGCCGCGCGGAACGUGCUCGUCAGCUCACCGACUUGUAUCAAGCUUGCCGAUUUUGGACUCUCAAGAUGGGUUGAAGACCAGUCGUACUACACGUCCACCAAGGGGAUGCUGCCGAUCAAGUGGAUGGCGCCGGAGUCGAUCAACUUCCGGCGGUUCACGACGGCCAGCGACGUCUGGAUGUUUGGCGUUUGUACCUGGGAGAUUCUGAUGCUCGGGGUGAAACCAUUCCAAGGGAUCAAGAACUGCGACGUGAUUGGGAAGCUGGAGAACGGCGAACGACUCCCGUUGCCCCCAAACUGCCCGCCCCGGCUGUACUCGCUGAUGUCGCAGUGCUGGUCGUACGAACCGCACAAGCGACCCAACUUCAAGAACAUCAAGGAGGUGCUAUAUGAAAUACUCAUGGAAGAGCGGCACAGCGAUUGCGAGACGAUGCGUCGCGAGAAUCGCCGCGUGGCCGCCAUGUCCUGGGGCACCGGAGACGACGUGGCACCUCCCAAGCCGGCACGUGGUCCCAUGAUGGGUGCAGGCGAACCAGGUUCCCAGCAGGGCCUCGGCGCUCCCCAGACGUACAUCAUCGCGCGUGAUCCGACGGUGCUGGCGGCGUUGAUGCGCGAGAACGAGCAACGUGGAGUGAACGCGUCUUCGUACACGACUCCUGCCUCGGUAUUUAACACCCUAGCUGUAGACUUAGAUCAUAAAGCACAAAAUAAUACUGAUAACAACGAGGUCGCCGCAGUUCCCGCCAAGGAACCCGCGGCCUCCACUGCCGCCACCGGCGGCGGUGUUGCCGACAGCGGAAAUCUUCCGCUAAAAACCAUUUCCCUGCCCGCCACCGAACUACUCAAACUCGAUCCCGUCGUCAUGGACGAGGCCAACAACCCGAUGCACGACUCCGCUGGUGCUGGCCAAACCAGUGCGCCAUCCUCUUUAGAAGUCACCGACAACCAUCAAAAUUCUCUCGUAGCUUCGCCCUCCACCAGUACGCUUGUACCCGACUCAGAACAGGUCCCCUCGGCCGCCGCCACCGGCGGCACCGAAACCCUGGAGCGCUACAAAAAUCCACAAGACUUCCUUUCAGCCAACAACAACCUCGCGUCAUCCAACUCCUCGUCCUACCCAAUCCCAUGCGAAAUCAUCAACGCGUACACCCAGCAAACUCAUUCCGUGGAACCGACCUACAAGGCGAUUCAGAAGGCCCAACAGCAGCAGCAGGGAGUGAUGAACAAUAAUUUCAUGCAUUCCAAUGCUUCACAGCAGCAGCAACAGCAACAGUUUUAUGUUCAGCAACAGCAGCAGCAGCAACAGCAAAUUCCGGCCAAUUUGGUCAUGUAUCAGCAGUAUCACACUCAACAGCAGCAGCAGCAGCAAGUGGAACAGUACUUCCAGCAGGAAACCCAGCAGAUCCUCGAGGCGAAGCUGCGCAAACAGCAGCAGGAAAGCGAAACCGACUCCAAGUGGCUCCAGCAGGAGGAGAACAAUCUCAAGAAGCGGCUCAGCCUGAUUACGUCGUCAGCUGCGGGCAGCGGCGGCGCUUCGUUUGAUCAGCAGCAGCAGCAGGAACUCAACAAUGGUGGAUCGCUGUCCGGUAGUUACCAUUCGCAGCAGAGUCCGCACUUUUCCCCCCAGAACACCAUGUCCGGACCGCAGAGCCUGGGCGAUCACUAUCCGACGACGCCGAACGCGAACGCGGAUUCGAGACCCCACACCCCGGGCUCCACCUCGGGCAUGAUCAAGUCCAAGAGUUCGUCGAUGGAGCGCUGCACGACUCCGCUGUCCGGGGACGAAAAGUACAUGGUCAAGAAGGCGGAACCGUCGCGAACGAUGCCACUGGACCGCACCGGGGACGUGGUGUACAGUGCGACCACGUGCGUCGUCAAGUCUAUUAUGGCACUCAGUCAGGGCGUGGACAAGUCCCAGGCGGCGGAAUACCUGGAUCUGGUGCGGAACGUGGGCAUCGAGCUGAGGACGCUGCUGGGGGCGGUGGACACGAUUUCGGUGUCGUUUCCGGCGCAGUGUCACAAAGAGGUGGAGAUGGCACACAAAGUUUUAUCCAAAGAUAUGUUCGAGUUGGUGGCGGCCAUGCGGUUAGCGCAACAGUACAGCGAAACCACGCUCGAUGCUGAAUAUAGAAAGAGUAUGUUAUCAGCAGCACACGUGCUCGCGAUGGAUGCCAAAAAUCUGCUGGACGUCGUCGACUCGAUCCGCAUCCGGUUUCCCAACCUGGUGAUGACCGCAGUUCCACAGUCCCACUCGCCAAGUCUACCUUCAAGUCCAGUCCAGAAGCAACCUCCACAGUCCACCUCAUCCGCCAUGUUGGUGAGUAGCGCCACCGCGACCGUUGUUCCGUCCAGUCAGCAACCGCCCCACCAUUCGUUCGAUCUGCAGCAGUCCGCCGGAGUCGGUGCCGGCGAUUGCUACCAGAACCUGCAGCCAAAGCAAAUCUUCCACUCCCACAGCUCCCCGCCGAGCUCACUGACGCAUUCCUACGAGGGUAACUCGAGCCAGCAGCAGCCUCAGCCCAGUCAGCAGCAAUUGUACACCAACCAUCAGCAGCAGGGAAUCUACGAUAACGACUGCGUAAUCAGUCAGCAGCAGCUGGACAAGCCCAAGAAGCCGUUGAUCGCGGCGAAGCCCCCGUCGGCGGCGCUGGCCAGCAAGCUGAAACCGUUCCAACCGGCGAUCGGCGACGACCUGCUGAACGAACCGCUCAAGAUCGUCGAAGACCCGGCCGACCUGUACUGCAACACUAGCGCAAAUGCUGCCCCGACGACGACGACGUCGAUGGCCACCAGCAGCAGCUCCGGCGCGAUCAAGCUGCCCGAGCCGGUGUCGUGCACGAUCGUGCAGGAGAAUCUGCUGGCGGCCAACAGCCAGAAGAUCAUGGCCAACAAGCUGGGUUAAAGACACACACGGUAUUGUACGCGUAUUCUUUUUAAGGGAGAAAGAACAGUAACGUUUAGAAUUUUACUCUUCUUCUAAGCAUAACACAAACCACAUGAUCGUAUGAUCGUACGAUCAUGAUGAUAACUAGAAAGCUAGUUUAAAAAAAAAAACAAGCAGCGGAAAUUGUAUUACUCUCCGGCAUUAUUGUAGAUAUUCACAGCAAAACUUGAAAAAUACAAUAACAAAAAAUACACACAAUAGAGACGAAAAGUAUUCAA
Molecule: messenger RNA, 7470 nt
Organism: Culex quinquefasciatus (southern house mosquito)
Lineage: Eukaryota; Metazoa; Arthropoda; Insecta; Diptera; Culicidae
Gene: Fak
Exons: 13
Coding region: 149-7210 (2353 amino acids)
Biological process (GO): signal complex assembly; protein phosphorylation
Cellular component (GO): cytoskeleton; focal adhesion
Molecular function (GO): protein binding; protein tyrosine kinase activity; ATP binding
Source: RefSeq, a predicted model, not a curated record